Cryptosporidium muris RN66 is the source of this 1206-nucleotide messenger RNA. RefSeq lists its product as uncharacterized. The transcript has a single exon. The coding region runs from base 1 to 1206 and encodes 401 amino acids. The record is from RefSeq and is a predicted model, not a curated record. Lineage: Eukaryota; Apicomplexa; Conoidasida; Eucoccidiorida; Cryptosporidiidae.
AUGUUUUCUCGACAAAAAGGCAGUCAUAUGGCUGGUAAAGAUUAUUCUAGUAAUGCUAAAUUAAAAAAGAAAAAUUCAAACAAUAAAAUUUCAACUUGUUAUGGUGAUGAAAAAAAAGAUACAGUAGAGAAUUUAGAAGUAAAACAAACAAAUAACUACAAUAAAGAGAGAAAUACUAAUAAUAGCUCACAUAAUGAAAUGAAUCGUAGUAAAAAGAAUACACUAAAACAAUAUUAUCAUAAUAUAAGUAUGGGACGUAAUGAAAAUACUAAAGAUAAGGGUGAAUAUAGAAAGAAGAUUUAUCAAAACGAUUCUAGUAAUCAAGAUCAUUCAAGUCAUAUUGGGAGAUCAAAUAAUAUUGAUCAGAAACAGAAAACAUAUAGUACCCAUCAAUAUUCAAGGAACAAAAAUCAAAUAAAUGGUAAUAACCAAUGGAAUUACGCGAAUAAUGGAGAUAUUAUACAUAAUAAAAAUAAUAAAUUGAAUUCAGAUUUUAGUGGAAAGUCUCUAUUAUGUGGAACAACUGUAGAUGAACAACAUAAUAGAAAUGAAAAUGAGAAUAUGUCAAAGCCUUCUAUAAAAGAAUCAUCUAUAAGUAAAUAUGCACUUGGUCAUAUAUAUGCCUCAAAAAAUAAAGUAUAUAACAAUAAAUCCCAACACAAGUUUGUGAAAUUCUCCGAUGUAUUUGGAGUUUUAGAAUGGAUGCACCAAAGGCAAUUAGUAGCUAUUAAGUGGAUAUCAGAGAAUAGCAAUAAUAGAUUUUAUGCAGAGGAUUAUCUUAAGGAAAUAUGUGAAACUAAAAAUAACCAAAAUCACUUACAAACUAGGAACAAUGAUAUAGAUGGUGCUAAUAAUCAAAUUUACAUGAAUAAAGAAAUAAAUGAGACAACUGAUGAGAGAUCAUCAUCAAAAAUAUCUCUUGAAAACUUGAAUUUAUCAACUAUAAACUCUCCUAGGCACUUUACUGAAUUUGAAACUUCAGAAAAGGCCCUAUCUAAUAGUACUUCAUCACAUUUCACUGAUCCAGAUCAAAGUACUACUAACUCUCAAACUAAAACUAUGAAUUCUUUUAUUUAUUCGUCAUACAAUACAAAGAUUAGUAGUGAUCAACAUAGACAAGGUAAAGGCUACAAGAUAUAUAAGCACUUUCACUCUAAAAAACACUCUCUUGAUGAAGAGAAUAAUCGUACAGUUACUAGGCGUUGA